Lathyrus sativus (Indian pea) is the source of this 2238-nucleotide messenger RNA. Lineage: Eukaryota; Viridiplantae; Streptophyta; Magnoliopsida; Fabales; Fabaceae. The record is from the annotation of a GenBank genome assembly.
AUGGACGACGCAACAGCUUCGGAGCUGAACAAAUCAGGUAGCGGAGGAUCGGAGCGAGAUGCCGGCGAAGAUAAAGAUAGAGGAAUUUUCGAGUUUUUCGGUUGGGUUUAUCACUUGGGAGUUAAUUCCAUUGGUCGUGAGUAUUGUCAUCUCCGAUUCCUUUUCAUUAGGGGAAAGUAUGUUUCUAUGUACAAGCGUGAUCCUCAUGAAAACCACGCCAUUAAACCUAUUAGGAAAGGGGUUGUAGGUCCCACACUAAUGGUGGAGGAGCUAGGGCGCCGGAAGGUCAAUGAUGGGGAUCUUUAUGUUUUACGGUUUUACAAUCGAUUAGAUGAGGCCAGAAAGGGAGAAAUUGCUUGUGCUACAGCUGGGGAGGCCCGGGGAUGGAUAGAAGCAUUUGAUCAUGCCAAGCAACAGGCUGAGUAUGAAUUGUCCAAAGGUGGUAGUGCCAGAGACAUACUAAACAUGGAGGCCGAGAUCAAUCUUGAAGGACAUCGGCCUAGAGUGAGGCGGUAUGCCCAUGGAUUAAAGAAGCUAAUAAGAAUUGGCCAAGGCCCAGAGACACUGUUACGGCAAUCAUCAAAGUUGGCUGGUAGGGCAGAUGGGUUUGAAGGGGAUAAUGGAGACACAGUUGAAGCACAUCAAUGGAAAUGUGUUCUUACUGUGGCUGGAAUUAGAAUUUUUGAGGAUGUUUCUGAUCACAAGAAUGGUAAGGGCGUCCUUGCAAAGUCUGUUGGUGUUAUUGAUGCAACUGCAGAUACUGUUUUUGAAGUGCUUUUCAAUAUUGAACAACAGAAAAGAUAUGAGUGGGAUAUGUUAGUUUGUGACUUAGAGCCUGUAGAUUCUUAUGAUGGACAUUAUGACGUUGUUUACGGGACAUAUGAUCCUAAGUAUCUAUCCCGGUGGCAUCCAAAGCAGGAUUUUGUCUUUUCUAGGCAAUGGUUUCGUGGACAAGACGGAGCAUACACAAUCUUGCAAUUUCCAGCUAUUCAUAAGAACAAGCCUCCAAGAUCUGGUUAUCGACGGGCAAAAAUUAAUCCAUCUACUUGGGAGAUCAGAAAUUUAAACACACCUAUGGCAUCAAAUAGCCCAAGAUGUCUAGUGACCCACACUUUGGAACUACAUUCUGCAUCCUGGAAUCGAUGGAAGAACAAACAGUGCUCAAAAUUUGAGAGGAGCAUUUCUUAUGCGUUACUGUGCCAAGUGGCAGGUCUAAAGGAAUAUAUCGCAGCCAAUCCAGCACUCCACCAAGAAAAUGCCACCACAAUAGUUCACUCCCAAAUAUCAGAUUCUUCCAUUUCCAGUUCUGAAUAUGAGGAUGAAGUACAAGAUGAGUUUUAUGAUGCAAUUGCUGCUGAAUCAUCGUCAUCGGGUGAAGAAAGUGACGACGAGGAGAAGCAUGAUCCAAAGGAGUCAAGAGUCAAACUAAAGAAUGUUUCAUGGGCAAUCACAUCCUUAGCUUUGAAGCGAACUACAGCUCCUGAUCUUAGUGGAGAAUUGGAUCCUCGCGUCACUCCUAUCACAUUCAAUCCAAGUGAUAUACAUGGUUCUUUGGGCAAAGGAAUGGAUGACAAGGACGCAAACUGUUGGACUUCUCCUAGUGGAAAAGGAUUUAUGAUUAGAGGAAAGAACUAUCUUAAAGAUAACUCUAAGGUAGUUGGAGGAGAUCCUCUUCUCAAGCUCAUAGCAGUAGAUUGGUUUACAGUCAACAAAUCUGUCGAUAGGAUUGCCCUGCAUCCAAAGUGCUUGGUUCAGUCAGAAGCCGCCAAAAAGCUUCCAUUCAUCCUUGUCAUCAAUCUCCAGGUUCCUGCUAAACCAAACUACAGCCUGGUUCUAUAUUAUGCAGCUGACAGGCCGAUAAAUAAAAAAUCUCUGUUGGCUAAGUUUGUUGAUGGAAGUGAUGUGUUUCGGGACUCAACGUUCAAACUUAUUCCAAGUAUAGUCGAGGGAUAUUGGAUGGUCAAGAGGGCUGUUGGAACCAAAGCUUGCUUGUUAGGGAAAGCCGUGACUUGUAAAUACUUCAGACAAGAUAACUUUUUGGAGAUUGACGUGGACAUUGGAUCAUCCUCUGUAGCUAGAGGUGUCAUUAGCCUUGUUCUAGGAUAUGUUACAAGCCUAGUCGUCGACCUUGCCAUUUUGAUAGAGGCACAACAAGAGGCGGAGCUGCCAGAAUACAUUCUUGGAACUGUCCGAUUAAACCGUUUGAAGCUUGAAUCUGCCAUACCAUUGGAGGUUUAA